AACAGCUGGACUCUUUAAGCAGCUGCUUUUUCUCAGCUAGAUUCUGAGCGGAGACGUCUGUUUGUUUGCAGAGGAUGAGGUGGUGAUUUACUCCUGGAUGUUUCUCCGGUCCGUUUAAAAUCCAGCAGGACAGAGUGAAGCUGUCAGGUUUCUUGCAGCCGGGCGGAGAAGAGGUGUCCCUCCCACCAUGGACUACAUUUCCCACCGUGUACUGUCUCUGGGUUACAUCAUCCAUACCUCACUGUGAAAUUUCAUUUAGCAAGUAUGCAAACUUUCAAACGUUUGCCUUCUUUUGAGAUGGAUCAGUUAACUGUCGGAAUAAACGAUGUUCAAGCGAAUGUUGAGAAUGAAACUGUAGCCACAUCCUUUGCUUGAAUGUAUUUCAUGCCUCUAAAGCAACACACCCUCAUACCAGCAGCACUGAUUUCAGUCCUAACGCUGGCUAAUGGGGGCCUCUCAAAGGUGCAGGUCAUCCAUAAACCCUUCUUCUUUUAGUUCUCUUUUCUUUGUGGGAACACUUCUCUUCUCUUUGAUGAUGACCGCCUAUGCCUGCCCUAAGCUCUGCCACUGCACAGAGAGGAACGGCAUGGUGGUGCAGUGCACUUCGCGCAACCUGGAAAGCAUCCCGCCGAACUUACCCAAGGACACUGUGGUUCUCCUGCUCUCGUCGAACCAGAUCCGACACGUCCCGAAAGGAGCCUUCGCUGACCUUCACCGCCUCAGGGAGCUGGAUCUAUCUCACAACGUCUUGGAGAGCGUGGAGGUCGAUGCCUUUCAGGGGGUUUCCGAAGCCCUGCGGACCUUGGAUCUUUCAAACAACCAUCUGAGCGGCCUCCCCAGGGACACCUUCACCAAGCUGCACGCCCGAAUCCGCCUCUCCCAGAACCCCUGGCACUGCGAGUGCUCGCUGCAGGAGACACUGAGGGAGCUGAGGCUCGACCCUGAGACGGUGAACGAGGUCAGCUGUUUCACGUCAGAGCAGGAGGAGUACGUGGGACAGCCGGUGAUCCAGGUCCUGGACUCGGGGAUCAACUUUUGCAACUUCCACCACAAGACGACUGACGUAGCCAUGUUUGUGGCCAUGUUCUGCUGGUUCUCCAUGGUGACAGCUUACAUCAUUUACUACAUCAAACACAAUCAGGAGGACGCCAGAAGGCACAUGGAGUACCUCAAAUCACUGCCCAGCACUUCUCACAUGAGCAAGGACUACGACACAGUGAGCAGCGUGUUUUAGGACGAAUAUGGAUCAAAGUGCAGCGAUGAAUACAAAUGACAGAGAGGCGAUGAAUAUGUUUACAGCGAGCAAUACUGAGAAGUGACAGGCGUGAAGGCACAAAGAUUUAAGGAGGAGGUUUUAAAAUGUUGCUGUCAUCAUCAAGUGCAGGCUUUAAACAAAAAGAAAGACACAGCUCAGACUCAGAUAUUUUACUUCUUUAAUAACAAAAGAUGUCAGAUCCUUAUUUCUCACUCCAGUGUAUUUAACACACCUCAAAAGUUUGCAUAUCACACCAAGUUAUAGAAGUUCAGCUACCAGCUGAGGAGAACCUGAGAGCCACUUGAGUGUGAAAUAGAAAUGAGCUCCUCGACAAAUAAUUCCCAUGGCUUCACAGAAAAAUAUCCAAGUUUGAUUUUGUUUAAUGCAUUUAAAAAAAAAGAAGAAGCAGGGGGACCUUUAGGGGCAACAGCAGAGAAAUUAGCUGUAGUAGCUGUUAAUCUCUGUUAAAACUGAUAUAUGUUUCCCUCCUAAUGUUAAGAUGAUGUAUGCUUAAUGAUGCAAUGCAUAAAGGAUAUAGGUGUUGUAGAGAGGAUUUGAUGGCUGUAGGAACCCCUGUGACACCCCUGCACUGUCAAUUUAAGGUGGCUUGGCAGCCCAGAAUUACAUUUCACACUUGAGCCCUCGUUUUGCUUCAAAUGUUGAUGAGUUUGUAACUUUUGGAAGAAGAAAUAUGAUAAAUUCCUGCCACAAAAACAAAGUUCAGUUUGAGAACUGAACUGAUCGUCUCUUUCUCUAUUUUUGCUUAACUAAACUACACACACGAAAUGUUUCAUCAAAUUUCAGAUUCUGGAAAGUAUAGUCGGCCACAACUAAUUUGGCUCAAGGAUUCUUCCGGCUAAAAGGGAGAUUUUCCUCCCCGCUAUCGCCAAGUGCUUGCUCACAUGGGUCACUGGAUUGUUGUGGCUUUCUCUGUAUUAUUAUAGGUUCUUAACCUUACAAUA
Molecule: messenger RNA, 2217 nt
Organism: Pundamilia nyererei
Lineage: Eukaryota; Metazoa; Chordata; Actinopteri; Cichliformes; Cichlidae
Product: leucine-rich repeat-containing protein 3-like
Exons: 2
Coding region: 446-1234 (262 amino acids)
Cellular component (GO): plasma membrane
Molecular function (GO): protein binding
Source: RefSeq, a predicted model, not a curated record